This is a messenger RNA of Notolabrus celidotus (New Zealand spotty), 1813 nucleotides long. RefSeq names its product TRAF3 interacting protein 2a (gene traf3ip2a). Lineage: Eukaryota; Metazoa; Chordata; Actinopteri; Labriformes; Labridae. Bases 288 to 1574 code for a protein of 428 amino acids. The record is from RefSeq and is a predicted model, not a curated record. Gene Ontology annotation, biological process: positive regulation of canonical NF-kappaB signal transduction; humoral immune response. The transcript has 13 exons.
GAGCAACAUUUUAUGGAGAGUGCUCGCCCCAACUAUAUGACAAUAACUGUUGUAGAUGGAAAUGAAUGCAGUUCAAAUUCUGGGCAUUUUUUCCAGUGUGACAUUUAACCUUUGAACCCAGAGGAACAGCUAACCCUGAAUGACUGCAGAUCAUCCUCCUUUACCAACAGGUUUGAGCUGUGUCUGAGACAAAAGCAGGUCCAAGGAGAGGGACGUGUUGGAGUCCUAGUGGGAGGUGCUCAGUGUGUCUCUUUCAUCAUCAUCAGACUCGUAUCCUCAGUCACAAAAUGGACUCUUCAAAAGGGCCCUGCCCUCACAUGAGUGUCCCCGUGGAGAUGGAUGAGAGCAUGACACCCUCUAGUGUGGACCUGGCCUUUGCUCACUCCUGCAAACAGUGCAGUGAGGACAGAGAGACCACCAAAGAGCCACAGGAGUAUGACUGCGAGGAGGAGGAGGAGAAGUGGAGACCACCUGAGAGUCAGUUCCUGCAUGCUGCCCCCAAACACCACUUCAUUCCCCCUACAAGUCCAGGCCACGUGAAGUCCCCCCACCCUGCAGGGGCCUGGCCCUGUGGUCUCAGAGAGCAGGCACCACUGUAUGAGCAGGACUUCAUGGUUAACCACAGUAGAGGCUUUUCCCACGCUUCACACAAGCCUGAGGUUCGCUCUGUGGAGGAGGCAGAGAGCUUGGAGCCCCCACUCCCACUCCUCUCUGAUGCUAACAGCCCCCACUACGUCCCCCAAGGAUACUCUGCAGCACGUGUGCCCGGUCCAACCCCAAUCCAGAGGAGGUGUCUGUGCUGCCCUCCGGCCAAUCUGCCCCAUCACAGUCCCAAUGAUUACUAUAAUAAGCAUGAUUACCCAGCAGGUCCACGCCUGCAGCAUAAGCACCCCCAACCAGCAGGGAAUCCCCCCAAUAAAGAGCAACAGUUUCAACCUUCUCCAAACGCCCCCUGGGGACCAGCGCCUCGCUGCGCAGUCCCUCCAAGAGAUGUGAUGCAUGAGGUGGGCGUGGAUAGCUCCCUCCAGCCUGGUCCCGGUCCGGUCACAAGGGAGAUCAAGAGGGUCAUCAGCCUACCUGAGGAGAGCCGAAACGUUUUCGUCACAUACUCGGUGGACGUGGCGGAGGACAUCGUUCCUUUCGUCAAAUUCCUGAACGACCAGGGCUUCAGACCAGCAAUCGACAUCUUUGAUGACACGAUUCAAAGGAUGUCCAUCACCAAGUGGAUGGACAGAUACCUGAAUGAUAAAUCAGUGCUCAUCAUCGUGGUCAUCAGCCCCAGGUACAAGGAGGACGUGGAGGGACACGGAGACGAUGAGCACGGCCUGCACACAAAGUACAUUCACAACCAGAUCCAGAACGAGUUCAUCCGACAGGGCUGCCUCAACUUCAGACUGGUCCCUGUGCUGUUUCCAAAUGCGACCAAGAGACAUGUCCCAAACUGGCUGCAGAGCACCAGGAUCUACCGCUGGCCUCAGGACAACACCGGCCUGCUACUGCGUCUGCUCAGAGAGGAGCGCUACAUCAUCCCGCCGCGUGGGGGCGACCUCACCCUCACCGUCCGUCCCGUCUGAGAGCGAUGGGACAGAUGUACAGACGAGGACUGUUUGAGUGGACUUUGAUUGACCGGCCUGAGGAGGACUGCUCUUACAGCACACUGAUGGAUGUUUCAUGUUAAUUCUUUCUUCUUUAUGAUUCAUGUUUAUCUAUCUCACUCUGUAAUGAUUAAACCAUGUAUUAAUGCACAGCCUGGAGUCUGCAGCCUGAUCAUCUACAGACUCUGAAUAAAAUAUAACAUUAUCAUUUUAAUCUG